AUGAACACGCUCCCUGACGAGAUUCUGGAGCGGAUCCUGAUGCACCUACAUCCGCUCGAUCGACUCCAAUGCGCCUUGACAUGUCGUCGAUGGGCAGAACUUGGAUCGACCCAUCGGCUGCUGAAGGAUGUGGCGUUCGUUGUUCCGUACAACAACGUCGGAGGAGCCAGGAGCGCGCUGGUGAAAAGCCAGCGUCGCUACACGAACCUACAGAUUGGCUCUCGAAGAUAUCAGCCCGGAAAUAUUAGGCUGGUCGACUUCGACUCAGGAUUCUGGGUCGAAGUCGGCAGAAACCUCCGCUCGCUGGAUAUCCGCCGUUGCGAUGUGGAACCUGAGGGAUUCGGUUCCAUACUCCGGCACUGCAGGAUGCUGGAAUUUCUCGGAAUCCAAGGGAACGCAUCCCUCAGCGAUCGGCUCCACUCGCUGAAGGAGCCUCCUUUCGAGCCUCUGCUCCACCUCCGACGAGUGUCCCUCUACGGCUCUCUGAAGGCAGACACACUGGAUGCCUUCAUCUCAUUGAUGCCCAACUUGGCCUCCCUCACCUUCGGGGGAUGGUCAAGCGACACGGCAGAAGGGAUCAUGUCUUGCCUGAUGAAGCCGGGACUGGAAUCCCUGAACUUGGACUUCGAUUCCGGGAAUCUAGACCAGGACACCAAGCUCGGAAUCAUUGGUCUCGUGGAGGAGACGUCGGCGAAUCUCCGCGGACUGGGCUUAUCGGAGCUCGUGCGCAAGCUCACGUUCGUGGAAAAGCUUGCGAUCGACAGUCGCGGGGGGCUCCGCCAUCUCUCAAUCCGAGGGCCCCUUUCCCUCGAGGAUUUCCGUGUGGACAAGCUCCAUUUCAAAUGUCCCGAUUUGGAAGCUUUCUGCUGGCGAGGUGAUCUCUCUCCGUCGGGCUUGAGGUCGAGUACGGAGCUGUUCGAGGGCAUGGCUCGCCUCAAGAACCUUCGGGUCUUGGUGGUGGCGAGUCGAGGUGAGGGUCCCACCUCCGAGAGCUUCGCCUCGCUUGUCGAGACCCUGGGAGAACUCGAGGAGCUCUCCAUUGACUGUGGAAAACUCACCGACGCAGAUGGAGUCAAGAUCCACCUUUUGAAAAAGCUGCGCAGGGUGGAGUUUUCGCGAGCCACAGGAUUCACGGAUCGCACCUUCGAGAGGGGUCUUGGAUCGACCACUCUCAAGGAGAUCGCCAUAACGCACAGUUCACUGACAGAUGUUGGACUUGCGGGAAUAGUGGCUCACCACAGUCUCUUGGAAGGUCUCCACUUGGAGGGUUGCGAGCAGAUAAGCGACGAAGGGAUCACAUCGGCUCUUCAAGAGCUCCGUCUCCUCAGAGAUCUCUCGCUCGUGAUGUGUCCUAUGCUGACGGACCUAGUUCUGGAAGAGGUACAGAUCUCGUGUACGAGACUCCGCACUUUCGAAGUGUGGACUCCUUUCGAGAGUGGCCAGGCUAGGAACCGAUAG
Molecule: messenger RNA, 1458 nt
Organism: Galendromus occidentalis (western predatory mite)
Lineage: Eukaryota; Metazoa; Arthropoda; Arachnida; Mesostigmata; Phytoseiidae
Product: F-box/LRR-repeat protein 3-like
Exons: 3
Coding region: 1-1458 (485 amino acids)
Biological process (GO): SCF-dependent proteasomal ubiquitin-dependent protein catabolic process
Cellular component (GO): SCF ubiquitin ligase complex
Molecular function (GO): protein binding
Source: RefSeq, a predicted model, not a curated record